Messenger RNA from Colletotrichum godetiae, 989 nucleotides. RefSeq lists its product as uncharacterized. The coding region runs from base 1 to 879 and encodes 292 amino acids. The transcript is spliced from 3 exons. The record is from RefSeq and is a predicted model, not a curated record. NCBI's taxonomy places the organism in Eukaryota, Fungi, Ascomycota, Sordariomycetes, Glomerellales, Glomerellaceae.
AUGAGGAACAGAGAGACAGUAGACGAAACAUGCUGUUACUGUCGUUCCGCAUGGGAUGGCAUGGGGCGUUCUGUGGUUGAGGAUGCGCAGCAGAAACAGCUUAUAGAUGUCCAAGCCAUGGGAUAUCCCGCGUACCUUGGCUGCAAGCGGCCGCCGGGCGCUAAUGUUCGGGCCAGAGCUAUUCCGAUAUCGUUUCCUUUGCUCCAACACGACCGCUCCAACACGAUCGCAACGAGGGUCAGACGCAACAACAUAGCCUAUCAUACGUCUCCUCGCUUCACCUUUCUGCCUUGCACCGCAAUCAAGUUCCGUGUCAAUAGCACUCAGGAGCCUUGCCCAAUCGCGAUUCGGCAGUCAACUGCACUGAGCGCUGGAACGUGCGCCUCGCCGGGGCGGGUGGGGUUUCCUUUCGAUAGCUCGAUUGCCGCGGUUCCUCGUCUCCUCGCAAACUUCAGUCUGUCGACACCGAGCUGUUGGAGCUGGGAUGUCAACGACCAGUCUCCUGUUUUCGUCGCUGGCAUUGGCAGAUCAGAAGCACGCGCAAUGGUCCUGGCGUUUGAUCAAAAUAGCUCCAGUGUCCAUAGUGCGCGGAGUUUCCAGUGCGAGCCUUCUGUUAUCCGUCUUCUUGUUAUGGCCGAGCGCCAAGCGACAACACAACACAACCGCGUCCCCGCCGUUCGUUCUGGAUGUAGAAGCCCCUGGCGAUCGUUCACUCAAACCGGUCAUCCAAACCGUGCCUUCGCUUCGUUCAGGUGUGGCAACGGUUUAGCAUUGGUCCAGCAUUGCGGCAUAGGCCUUCGAUGCCCACCUGCAUGCUUUAGUUGGUUCCGAAGAAGCAUCUCUGCAAUGCACGCCGUGCAGACAAAGGAAGUCAGGUGAGAGGCAAGUCGAGGCCGUGGACGGCUGCAAGAAUAGCUGCGAGACAUCUUAACAGAGCAGUCUCCCUUCGCCAAAAUCCAACGAAACUGAUUGCGGAUACCAUCACCUUA